Molecule: messenger RNA, 1504 nt
Organism: Magnolia sinica
Lineage: Eukaryota; Viridiplantae; Streptophyta; Magnoliopsida; Magnoliales; Magnoliaceae
Exons: 3
Coding region: 151-1227 (358 amino acids)
Source: RefSeq, a predicted model, not a curated record
AUUUCUCCAACAAGGAAGGUUUGUUGUGGUCGUCUUAGACUUCUUUUCACACCUUCUCUCUUUUUCUCCCUUCUUCUCUUGUUUUCACACCAUCUGAGAUUGCAGAACUCUUCAAUUUUAGUUCAUGAGUAGAGAGAAAAAGAGGAAUACAUGGGUCAAAAUGUCGAAGAUCAGAUCAUUCUACAUGCCGGUUCGAAGGCUUUGGUCGAAUCGGAAUACGAAAAAUCAAUCUUUGCAAUGAUGCCCAAGUCACCGAUGGAAAGCGGGAGACCGAGUAGUAUGGUUGUGAAGAAGCCAACUUCAGUUAUACCUCCACACAUAGUAGCUGAAGCAAUAUCCACCCUCCAUGGCCUUGAUCUUCGAUGGUCCGGCCCGAUCACCCCGAGCGAAAUGAAGUAUGUAGAACAGUACGUCCUCGCUAAAUACCCACAGUACUGCAAUGGCCUUAUCGAAGAAGGCGAUAAGACCGACCUCUUCUCCCUCUGCUUCAACAAUGAUUCCUCAGAAACUGCAGGCCCACCCGACGAUAAGCGCAAAUCUCCCCGCGGCCUUCGAGACUCCUCCACUCCUUCAUUCGGGAGCAAUCUCCCUGAUCUUGAUAAGACCCAAUUGGAGCCGUCCCGUCUCCUUGACAUCCUAAACAAGAAAUCAUCGUUCCCGGGGAGCUUCAUAUCAAUCCCUGAAAUUCAAGCCCGAAACCGUGUUCUAAAACACUGCGGUCUAACCGAAGAUGAAUAUCUAGUCCUCUUCAUCCCAAACUACAAAGACGCCAUGAUGCUUGUUGGGGAGAGCUACCCGUUCUUCCGCUACAAUUGCUACAUGACAAUCAUCGACGAGGAAGUGGACUACAUAAGGGAGUUUGCAACUUACAAGGACUCGAAGGUGAUCCCGGCACCCGAAAGCUGGUUGGAUUUGAGGAUCAAAGGAUCACAGCUCAGUCAGUACUUCAGAAGGAAAUGUAAGCACAGCCCCAAAGGGCUAUUCUCUUAUCCGGCCGAAGUGAGGGGGACGCGCUACUCAAUGCACUGGGUCUCUGAGGCCCACCGGAACUCGUGGCAUGUUCUUUUGGAUGCGACGGGGCUCCUAGUUGGUGAAGAUCGGCUCGGCCUCGCACUCCAUCGGCCUGAUUUUGUCCUGUGCACACUUGAUAAUACACAUGCCCACCCUUCCAAGAUUACAUGCCUCUUGGUGAGGAGGAAAUCCUUUGAUACAUCUUCAGCUUCAUGAAAGCUUGUAUCAAUGAUGGUAAUAUCUUCUAUACUUGUAUUUGCUUUGGUUGGAGUUGAAGAAGAGAAAGUGGGUCCCAUUUAGGGAGCUAUUUGCACCUGAAAUUUUUGAUGCACACACCUCGUACAAUUAUAAAAGGUGGAAAAAAAAGGGUGUAUGGAUCAAAAACAAUAGGUGUUUAAAUAUCAUUUUCUUCUCUUUUCCAUACCCAAAGGUAUAACCUAUGUAUAAGGAACUGAGAAGCCUGAUUGAGAGAUCUAAGAGUUUCAAAAUUCAA